This is a messenger RNA of Xiphophorus hellerii (green swordtail), 5817 nucleotides long. It is a transcript of the gene htr2cl1, whose product is annotated as 5-hydroxytryptamine (serotonin) receptor 2C, G protein-coupled-like 1. Bases 981 to 2720 code for a protein of 579 amino acids. Lineage: Eukaryota; Metazoa; Chordata; Actinopteri; Cyprinodontiformes; Poeciliidae. Gene Ontology annotation, molecular function: G protein-coupled serotonin receptor activity; neurotransmitter receptor activity. Gene Ontology annotation, cellular component: plasma membrane; dendrite. Gene Ontology annotation, biological process: chemical synaptic transmission; serotonin receptor signaling pathway; release of sequestered calcium ion into cytosol. The record is from RefSeq and is a predicted model, not a curated record. The transcript is spliced from 9 exons.
UUUUGUUGUCAAACCGAUUUCCACAGAUGCAGACAUGAGGCGUCUAGAGGAUGACAGGAACUUCCAGACCUGCUGACUCUCUUCAGGGAAGAAGCAUCAACAUCAGAGGUUAAAUCCUCAGAAGCUCCUGAAGGUCUUCAUACACGACCGACAGAAAACACAGAGGAGUCUGAAACAGCGUAUCCUGAGGGCAAAUAGAUGAUGGCGAUACUUCGCCGCAGAUGUGUGGAGUGACAGAUGACAUGGGGAUUGAUACAUCAAGCGAGGGAGCGAGCCAGAGACGCUGCGUCGCCAAGAGUCACUUCUGCCGGUAACAGAAAUGAGCGGAAAAGGUCCGGCGCUUCGGUCAGCGGGAGAGAAGAACUCAGACUGAUCAUCAACGCUGAUCUGACAGACGGUGGAAAUCCGCUUGGGAAAAAAACAACAAAAAGAAACACCUUGGCAAGUGAGGUUUACAGCGGAAAGCAAGAGAUUCAAAGGGAGCCGUACCUUUUGGCAAACAAACCACCGCUGAUUGGGUGGGUGCAGAAGGCUGUGGGCAGCAAGCCAUGGUUAUGAGUGAUCCAAUUUCCAGCUCGCAAUUAGAAACACUUAAAGGUCUGUGUUCUAGCAGGCGGGAGAUGUGGCUAAAUACCAAUAAACAACUUGGGACAGCAUGGCUCGCCGUCUAAGUUGAGGUCCCUUUGCCAGCGGUAUCUUGGCAAGAAAUGGGAGGUUUAAACCUCAAACAACAACUUGAGACUGUUUGCAGCAAGCAACACUUUUGUUUCCCCCCUGAUUUAGUAUGAUAGAAAAUCUAAUCCCUCCCAACCCUCUCCCUCUACUUUCCUGUCCGUCAAGUUUCUCCUUCCCUCGGAUGUUGUGCCGAUCCAUAAUUAAGCUCAUGUUUGAAAACCCAACUCAACGCUUUGUGCGUUGCUAGCAAGCAAAAGGAGUCCAACACCUUUCAGUCUUUGAAACAGUGACUACUCUUGUGAGAAAUGGGUGGCCCAGCAAGGACUGUCCUCGGUGGGAUUGGCACAACCACCUCCUCCCUGGAGGUUGGGAGUCAGAUAGGUUGGCCGAGCAACAACCCACUGGACUUCAAUCAAACCCUAGCGUGGGGAACGGGAGGCGGCGGAGGCGCGAGUGCAGCAGCCAUGAGUCUGGGUUUGGGUUUGGACAAUUCGACCACCCAGGAGUCGGUCACCAAGUCCGUGAUCAAAGAGAAGAACUGGCCAGCGCUGCUGAUCCUGGUAAUCAUCGCACUGACGGUUGGUGGCAACAUCCUGGUGAUUCUGGCGGUGUCCCUGGAGAAGAAGCUGCAAAACGCCACCAACUUCUUUCUGAGGUCGCUGGCUGUGGCGGACAUGCUUGUAGGCAUCCUGGUCAUGCCCAUUUCCCUCAUCAACAUCCUCUAUGACUACGCCUGGCCUCUACCCAGCGCCCUUUGCCCAAUCUGGAUCUACCUGGACGUGCUGUUCUCCACCGCCUCCAUCAUGCACCUGUGCGCCAUCUCCCUGGACCGAUACGUCGCCAUCCGCAACCCCAUUGAGCACAGCCGCUUCAACUCCAGAACCAAAGCCAUGAUGAAGAUCGCCGCAGUCUGGACCAUUUCUAUAGGCGUGUCAAUGCCCAUCCCAGUGAUCGGUCUCCACAACGAGGACAAGGUUUUUGUCAAUGGCAGCUGCGUCCUCAACGAGGAGCGCUUCAUACUGAUUGGUUCUUUUGUGGCCUUCUUCAUCCCGCUGGUCAUCAUGGUGGUGACUUACUGCCUCACCAUACAGGUGCUCCAGAGGCAGGCCACGGUCUUCCUGUAUGAAGCAAAGUCUUCUUCCCAGCAGCCUUUGAGCGCACCAGCAAUCACACUGCAGCCUCCACCGAGCCCCUUCCACCUUCCACAAAUCAACACUCUUUCCCCUCCAAACUCGCAAGAACUGAAGCCGCCGCCGCUCCAGAGCAGACGGAACACGCUGAGCUGCCUGAAGGGCCCGGAGCCCAGCAUUCUGCUCAGCGCCUCCGCCUCAGACAGCCUCAGCAUCAUUCCCAGCUCCGAGGCCGCGUCGCAGCUCAGCUCUCCGGCCGCCGGGCCGGGCCGGAGCGAUGCCUCGGGUUGCCAUGGGAGACGAGGGAUGAUGCAGGCCAUAAAGAACGAGAGGCGGGCCUCCAAGGUCCUGGGAAUUGUCUUUUUCCUCUUCCUUGUCAUGUGGUGUCCGUUUUUCAUCACCAACGUCACCUUUGUCCUGUGCCGCGACUCUUGCAACGAGUCGCUGCUCCACGAUCUCCUGAACGUCUUCGUCUGGGUGGGUUACAUCUCCUCCGGGGUCAACCCUCUGGUCUACACCCUCUUCAACAAGACCUACAGGAGAGCCUUCUCCAACUACAUCAGGUGCCAGUACAAAGCCGGGGCUAAUGCGGCGGGACAAGGUGGCAAAACCCUCCUCACGCCCCAGCAGUGCCCGUCGCACGCCGUCACCCCUCUGUUGAUGGGCGGCCACGACAAAUCAGGGGUGGACCGCAACAGUAACUGUCGCAAUGGCAGCAGGGGAGACAACGGGAGGCUGACGGUGGACCCGGAGGACACGACAGACGACGGGACGCAAAUCGGAUUAGUGUCGCAGAGCCUGUCGGAAUGCCACAACGCCGGCACGCUUUCGGAAACGGAGCCAGAAACGGAGAUUGAGCAGGAGCUGUCGCUCAUCAGCUACCCUCCCCCCAGAGAACACACGAGCAGCGUGUGACUGCAUGGUCACCCCCUUUUGUUCCGACUUCAACCUCCUCACCCGGGGACUAUUGCGAGGAGAGCUGCUGAAUUGCACCAGCUGUAUUCCGGACGUCAAGGAAGCAGAGGGCGGAAAGGUGUUGAAGAGAAAAAUAACCCUCAACAUUCCAAACACGUUUGCCGUCAGCUUCGCCAAAACGUUCGGUCUCAUACCAUGAAGCUCAGGUUUUGACUUGUGGGGUUGAUGUGUUCAUCAACCAAACCUUGUGUUGCAUUUCAUGGUGAUUGAGGUAUCGAGCGAGGCAAGGGACAAAGUGAAGUGGGACUCGCUGUUAACCUGGUAUGAAGUCAGGCGGCCCCUCCUGGAGUCCCACUGACGCGGGUUACAGAGCCAAACGGGCCCCCCACGGAGUCCAACUGUGACUUCGAGCCCUCGCAGAGAGUGAAGACACGGUCCAAGCAAACUCAACCAAAUACACAUCUGAAACAGUCAAGCUUGACUGGCUGAACCUUUUCACACUGCUCAGCUGACGGAGUCUACAGAGGAGACUCUUCAUAAAGGCUGCAGUGAAAGUUUUCCCUGAGAGGACAGAGAUGAAGGAAUGUACAAUCAUAUCUAGGCUCCGGUGGACUCACAGUGCCAUCUAGUGGUCAUGGAAAUAUCUUCCGCUGACCAAAGUAGAUAAAAGAGCUAAAAGUAAAAGGGGGAAAAAUAAAAAAUAAAAAUUUAAAAAGACAGAGUCCUUUCACCUUUACUGCUUCUGUCGUCAAAUACAACCACUUUGGAGACUCACAGCUUCCAAAAUGUUUUUACUGAAAUCCACAAAUAAAGUUUAAACUAAAGCGGGGGGAAAAUGUUUUUGAUAGAGUGCACAACUAUUUUACAGAUUGUCUUUAAUAGGAACAAAGCAUAUGAAUUUUUUUACACUAGCCAUUUGAAAUAGUCAUGGUUUUUAUCAGCUAGUCUUAAAUGUCGAGGUUUAUAUGCCCAUGUCGCCAUCUCUUCCUUUGUUUUCUACUCUAGAAGAAAAGCAUGGCAGUCCGCAACGUUACUUAGUGUUCAGCUGUAGUACAAGCAAGAGCUGAAAAAAGAACAUUUUCUGUCUGCUUACACCAUGAAAUGGAUCUACUUUACCUGAUCAGUCUCUUCAUCUCUGUUAAGAUGUGUGUCACUGAAAAACAACAAAAUACAGACAAUAUUCAAAUCAACAUCAAAAAUCUGAUACAGUGCCUUUCAAAAGGAUUCACAACCCUUGAACUGUUUUAGAUUUUUUAAUCUUCACAAGCAAAAAAGUUUAGUGUAGUUAAAGGGGCAGUAUUAUGUAUUUUCCAGGCAUAAAGUGCUAUUCUGUAGCACAAAAAACUGAUAUAAAAAUACUAUAUAUAUUUAAUAUAACCUAAAAGAAAUUUGACUUUGUAAUUUAACACCUUGAAAUUAGACUUCUGUCUCUUUAAGAAUCUUCUGCUCUUUCUGAAACCCAUUAUUCAGGAAGUCAUCACAGCAUGGCUCCUCUAUUAACCCUUUAACAAUAUUUUUACCAGACUUGCUCUGAGUAGUGGCUCCUAUAAUGAGCUCAGCUAAUGCGCAGUUCCACCAGGUGUUUGCUAAUUGCUGCUAGCUAGUCUGAAGGAGCUGACUGGUGGAGUCACAGAAUGUGUGAUUUGUGAGGUGGAAGUUUGGAAACUUUGAAACUGCAGGUUUAGAGGAGGAGCUGCAUCUGGAAGGCGCGUCUAGCUCCACCCAGGCGUUUUGCACAGCUGAAUGGUUGCCAUGGGAGAUUUCUCAAACUGUAUUUUAAGGGAAAAGUAGCUUUGAACAAUAUUGAGUCAGGCUGACUCAAUUCACACGCCUUUAGACUCUAAUCUUUCUGAAACGGCAUAAUAUUUUCCCUCCAGUUCAAACAAGUCAAAAUGUUAAAACAAACUUUUAAGUGUAUGAAUACUUUUGGACAGCACUGUUCCUAUAUCACCUGGUUCUCAUUACUUCCAAGCAUACAUUUUGAAUAUUUUGUAGUCUUCUCUAAAGGACACAUGGAAAGAGCGUCUGUGUUAUUUACUUCGAUGAGAAGCAGGGAUUUCAGUCAGAGCUCAGCCAUUCACCAGCUCUGUCUCUUUUGUUUUCAUCUGAACUCUUUAAGCUGCGGGAUGUCCCGUCAUGCUGCGGGCCAAAGCGUAGCAGACUCCGGACACUGAAAGCCAAUGAAUUAAAACAGGAACACUGAUGCGUUUUGCAUAUUUAUCAGCUGUGGUUGAAAAUGAAUAAUUUAAAAGGAGAUAAUCAGAUGAUCAAAGCGUUGUCCGGUUGCACCUUCCCUCUGAUGACGGCUUUUCAAAUGGAAAUGCCCGGCAGAACUGCGGCUUUGACAGGAAACACGGUGAUCAAACCAUCUAAUUCAGACCGUCAGAGCAGAGAGAGCAAAUAUGUUUCACAUUUCAAAAAUAAGGUGAGAACCUCGACACGCUUUGAUCAACCACCAACUCUGCAACUUGCAAAAUUUACAGUCCUGUCAUUCAGAAACAAUCUCUCCCCCCCCAAAACCUAACGCUAGCAUCUCUUCCAGUUUUCAACCAGACAUGGUAACUUUUUGCCUGCAAAAUUACUUUUUAAACUUUAACUUUCCAAGUUUUGGAGUCAAACUCAGCAACUUUGAGUUUCAGUCAGCUGAGGUACCAGAGUGAAGAAGCACUAACAUUUGGAAGAUCGAUAAAUAUCGAAAAAGUAGCUUAGUUAAAAAAAAACAAAAAAACUUAAACUCUCGUGAGUCGAGUUACCAAUGAAACUCAAACGUUUGAGCAUUGCAGAAAAUCUGAUUUCUAAGACAGAAGAGAGUAACAUAGAAUCUGACUUAUGGUUUUAGUCGGGCAAAUGAAGUUCAUUGGCAGAAUAGUUUCUUAUUUGUUUUGUUUUUUUAGUUUGAACAAAGCAAAAGUAUUCUCAGGUAAUCUGAGAAUACCUUGGGCCAUUGUAGACAUAAACAAAGCUGUAGUAAAUUUCUACCAAAAAAUGUUCAGAAAUGUUGAGAUUAAGCUCUGAAAUUUUCUAGAAAAAAAAGUUUGAAGUUUGAGUUUGAAAAGUCAAAAAUACUAUCUAGAAAAAAAACUGAGGUUGAGCUCAG